AUGGCAUCUGCAAUGGUGAAUCGAGGUGGUUGUCGGAUCAUGAAAUCAGUGUCUGCAGCUCUUGGUACGAGGUUUUACGCCAAGAUUGCAACUGGGACUGACAUAGUCUCUGCCGCACCCAGUGUUUCUCUCCAGAAAGCUCGUACUUGGGACGAGGGUCUUGCUUCCAAAUUCUCCACCACUCCUCUCAGAGACAUCUUCAAGGACAAGAAAGUUGUCAUCUUUGGGCUCCCAGGUGCAUACACAGGGGUUUGUUCAAAUAAACAUGUUCCUCCUUACAAAGAGAAUAUUGACAAGUUUAAGGCAAAGGGGAUAGAUUCUGUUAUUUGUGUGGCUAUUAAUGAUCCGUAUACUAUGAAUGCGUGGGCUGAGAAGCUUCAAGCCAAAGAUGCUAUUGAGUUUUAUGGGGACUUUGACGGGAGCUUUCACAAGAGUUUGGACUUAGUUACUGAUCUCUCGGGUGCAUUGCUGGGAACUCGAUCUGAAAGAUGGUCAGCAUAUGUUGUAGAUGGAAAGGUUAAGGCUCUUAAUGUCGAAGAAGCUCCAUCUGAUGUAAAGGUUUCUGGUGCAGACACCAUUUUGGGACAGAUUUGA
Sphenostylis stenocarpa is the source of this 594-nucleotide messenger RNA. Lineage: Eukaryota; Viridiplantae; Streptophyta; Magnoliopsida; Fabales; Fabaceae. The record is from the annotation of a GenBank genome assembly.